Pyrus x bretschneideri (Chinese white pear) is the source of this 9311-nucleotide messenger RNA. RefSeq names its product kinesin-like protein KIN-12D. The coding region runs from base 224 to 9163 and encodes 2979 amino acids. The record is from RefSeq and is a predicted model, not a curated record. Lineage: Eukaryota; Viridiplantae; Streptophyta; Magnoliopsida; Rosales; Rosaceae. Gene Ontology annotation, biological process: microtubule-based movement. Gene Ontology annotation, molecular function: microtubule motor activity; microtubule binding; ATP binding. The transcript has 38 exons.
UUCGAACCCUUUCUGCUUUUUUAAACUCAGUUCAAAAUCUCAAACACCUUUCAAAAUUUCACAGUAGAGAACUAGAGAUAGAGAGGGCGAAAGAUGCUCGAUUUCAGAACCAAAUGAGCUAUUGAAUCAACACCCACUUGUUUUUCCCUCCAAAGAUUCGUCAGUCUAAUCAGUUUUCACAAUUCGGAAGCUUCAGAUUUUGUUUUUUAAUUCAUCGUUCAGGAUGUUAAGGGAUUUCAAAUUCCUGCGUUCGAAUUCCGGGAGGAAAGAAGAGGCCGAGAACGUGCCGGUAAACCCGAAGGACUCAUCGGCGAUCCGAAUUGGCUCGGAGUCGAGAGCUCCGUUUAACCCGAUUCAAGAUCCGGUCCAGCAACCCAAGCCGGAACAAGAGGUGGGUAUUCGGAGCAGGGUUGAAAAGACACCAACAAAGGCUCCCAAGGCCAAAGUUUCCGAUCCGGCGUUGCCUCUUCGGACUCCCGAUAGGUAUGGUUCCCGGAAGCGAUUCGGGUGGGCCCAGAAGACCGAACCUAUUAGUACGACCGCCGGCGAUUUGCACGAGGACGGGGCUAAUUAUUCGACCCAAGUGAGUAGAGGAGGUGGUGGUGCUGGAAAUGGGGGUUUGGGAAGUGUGACUCCUCGGGUGACGAGGACAGCUGGUAGAGCUGCUUCGAGUUAUUCGGAGAGUAACUCGACGCAGACAACACCGACCAAGAGUGUUUCUAAGCCUCCGAAUUCGGGUUUUCGGAAUAAGGCUGAUGGAAGUGUUGGUCCUCGAGUGGGGAAUUUUGCUUCAUUGUAUAAAGGGAUUCCUAUUUCUUGUGGUCCGUCCACGGUGGUUAAUUCAGUCGAAGUGCCUCACUUUGAUCUCAAGGAAGAUCCAUCUUUCUGGAUGGAUCACAAUGUACAGGUUCUCAUUCGUGUGCGUCCUCUCAACAGCAUGGAGCGUAGUUUACACGGUUACAACAGGUGUUUGAAGCAAGAAAGUGCUCAAACAAUUUCCUGGAUUGGGCAACCAGAAAGUCGAUUUACAUUUGAUCAUGUAGCCUGUGAAACCGUUGACCAGGAAAUGCUUUUCAGGAUGGCCGGUCUCCCCAUGGUGGAGAAUUGCUUGUCGGGAUAUAAUAGCUGCAUGUUUGCCUAUGGUCAGACAGGAAGUGGAAAAACACAUACAAUGCUUGGGGAGAUUGACGAUUUAGAAACCAAGCCCAGUCCACAUCGUGGAAUGACACCCCGCAUUUUUGAGUUUUUAUUUGCAAGGAUCCAAGCUGAAGAGGAAAUUCGGAGGGAUGAGAAAUUAAAAUACAAUUGCAAGUGCUCUUUCUUAGAGAUUUACAAUGAACAAAUUACGGAUCUCCUUGAUCCGUCAUCUACCAAUUUGCUUCUGCGGGAGGAUGUUAAGCAGGGUGUUUACGUAGAAAAUCUCUCUGAAUUUGAAGUGUAUACUGUGAGCGAUAUCCUCAGGCUUCUCAUCCAGGGUUCUUCAAAUAGGAGAGUUGCUGCAACAAAUAUGAACAGAGAAAGUAGUCGUUCGCACAGUGUCUUUACUUGUGUAAUUGAGAGUAGGUGGGAAAAAGAUUCCACAACUAACCUACGGUUUGCUAGACUAAACCUAGUUGAUCUGGCUGGUUCAGAAAGGCAGAAAAGUUCUGGUGCGGAGGGUGAGCGGUUGAAGGAAGCUGCUAAUAUUAAUAAAUCACUAUCUACACUAGGUCAUGUUAUAAUGGUUCUAGUGGACAUGGCACAUGGGAAGCUGAAGCAUGUACCUUAUAGAGACUCUAGAUUAACCUUCCUACUACAGGACUCACUUGGUGGAAACUCAAAAACAAUGAUCAUUGCAAAUGUCAGCCCUUCUAUCUGUUGUGCGGCUGAAACACUGAAUACCCUUAAGUUUGCUCAGAGAGCAAAACUUAUUCAAAACAACGCUGUGGUGAAUGAGGAUGCCACAGGCAAUGUCAUGGCCCUACAACACCAAAUACGGCUCCUAAAGGAGGAGCUUUCCAUUCUUAAGCGCCAUAAUGUCUCCCGAUCUUUGUCGUUUUGUUCGGCCAAUUUUGAAGACACACAUAAAGUACGAAAAAUUGAUUGUAGUGAAAACGUGUGUGAUAUGGACUUAGAGUGCGAUGAUGAUUUUCUUGAAAUUGAAACAAAAGGAACUGUGAGACUUUCCACCAAACAGUUAAAAUCUUUGGAGACGACGCUUGUGGGUGCCUUGAGAAGGGAGCAGAUGGCAGAAGCUGCACUCAAGCAACUUGAAGCUGAAAAAGAGCAGCUGAACCGUUUGGUUCGUCAAAGAGAGGAAGACACCAGGGGGACUAAAAUGAUGCUAAGGUUUCGAGAAGACAAAAUUCAGAAAAUGGAGUCACUUCUUAGUGGUUCUAUUACCGUGGAGUCUUAUUUACAGGAUGAGAACAGAGCACUCUCUGAAGAGAUUCAGCUACUUAAAUCAAAACUUGAUAAGAAUCCUGAAGUCACUCGGUUUGCAUUGGAGAACAUAAGGCUUUUGGACCAACUUAGAAGGUUUCAAGAAUUUUAUGAAGAAGGGGAGAGAGAGAUACUCUUGGAUGAAGUUUCUAAACUGCGAGAUCAGUUGCUACAAUUUCUUGAUGGACACUCUAAGCAGCAUAGCAACCCAAAUAUUAGUAUGAAACCUCAGGAAACAGUGUGCAUGGACAGAGAUGGUGAUCCCCUUAAUAUGGAGUUGAAAAAUACUCUCCAUGAGUUAGAGGAAUGCAGGCGCAGCUUAAAUACUUGUUUGGAGGAAAAUGCAAAACUCAAUAGAGAUAUUGAAGAUCUGCAUACAAUGCUUAACAAGCUCAAGUCUACACCCAUUGAUCAAAAUGACUGUGUAGCUUUAAAGGUGCUUAAUGCUGUUCCCAUUGAGGAGGUGGAACCGAAGCUUGACCCUCGAAUAAAACAUGCAGAAGAAAUUUUAAAUUUACAGCUGGAAUUGGAUAUAGUGAAUAUCAUUUUGAGAGAAGAGAGGACUUCUCAAGAGGAGAGGGUAUAUUUCUUAAAUAAAGAUCUUCAUCUGGCAAAUGAAGAAAUUUUUGUGAUAAGCAAACAGCAUGAUGAUGCAAGCCGCCAAUUGGAGGAGGCUAAAUCGGUUAUUGAAGCUCUCGAGUCUCAGCAACUUCUGUCAAUCAAUGAGCUUGAGGACCUGAGGAAGCUUUUGAGUGAACGGGAGCUUGAAUUGAGGGCUCUAAAGGAACAACGGACCCUUAAGGAGUUUAGAGACUUAUCACCUUCGAACUGCUCAAACAACUAUGACUCACCAUUACAGGGAAAUUUGAAGAGGAUGCAUGAUUCCCUUGAAAAGGCCAAGAGAUUGAAUACAUGGUACCAAAGUGAUCGUGCAUUUCAAGUGUCAAAUGAAGAAGAAAUGGAUGAAGUUCGUAGGCAGGUUGAGGCUGAAACUGCAGAGGUGAUCGUCUGUAUGCAGGAAGAACUUGGCAUGCUUCAGCAGCAAGUUCAAAAUAGCCAUUUAAAAGAUAUGGAGAUGAACAAAAAUGUAAUGAUUUUGGAAACGGAACUGAAGGAGGUGCGAGAAAAGUUGUACAUGUUGAACGAAGAUAAUGGACGGUUAAGUAAAGAGCUUGAGGAGAAAGAUGGGAAAGUAAGAACGUUGUCACGAGAGUGGACAUUAUUGUCUAGUGAGAUUGAAGAAGUUCUGUCUGAUGGGUGUGAGGAACUAGAUGGUGCCUCUGAUCAACUUAACCUUAUAUCCAAUUCCUUUCCACAGAAAAGGAUUUGGCUCUCAGAACAAGUUGGAAGGACUGUACGAAUCAUCUCUGAAAAGGAAUAUUUAAUUGAAGAACUUAGGAGAUGUUUGGAGGAUGCAAACAACAAGAAAAAUGAAGUGGAGUGCAUGCUGAAGUCUAUGAGAGGAGCAACACUGGCUAUUACUGAAGCACAUGAGCAGGAGUGUUGUGAAAAGGAGAAAGAAAUGCUCAUGUUGACAACAAAGUUGAAUGCAAAGUCAUCUAGAGUGGAAAAGCUUGAGAAUCGAGUGAAGCUGCUUGAAGAUCAGAUCAGGAAAACAUCAGUUUGUGCAACAGUUGCUUUCGUUGUUGUGGAUAAAUUAGCAGAGAUGAAUCGUAGUAACGAAGAUGCUUUAAAGUGUAAGAAUAUUCAGCUUAGUGAAUCAGAAGACUUGAUCUCCACAAAGGUUGCCAUUCUCAGUGAUCAGGAGACUGUGAUAGCAGAAGCAGAGAAAAAAGUUCACUCUUUAUCUGGGGAAGUUGAAGAGUUGGAGAGAACCUGUGCUGAUCUAAGACAGGAGCUUUCUGAGGAGCGGGAAUGUGCUUUCACUAUACGACAGAAGCUUGAAGAUGUCGAAGAGAAAACCAUUUUGAUGGCAAGGGAGAAGCUAGCUGAGCUAAAAACUGGCGUAUCCACAUUGAGGUCAUGCAUGAAUACAAAUGUGGAGCAUCAUACAAGCUCUGAAGGGAAGGAUUCACAAUUAUCUUCUAAGUCUUCCAAAGGAGAGGGUGGUGGAUGGAUAGCUACGGAAACAAUUCUAGACCAGAAUGGAAACGAACAGUUUGUUGAAGACCUGACAGCUGGUAAGCCUGAUAUGUCUGAGUGCACUCUCAAAGUGCGGAAGAGUAUGUGUGCCAAUAGCACUCGAGAAGAUUUGAAGUCUGAAAGACCUUCCAAGGCUAAGGCUGGGAGUGGUAGAGAUGUUACCAUUUUACUUUUGAAAAAGGAAAUAGAAACUGCCCUUGAUAGCUUAAAAGAGGUACAAGCUGAGAUGGACAAGCUACGUGAAGAGAACAAACUGAUGUGCAAGUCUGAGCAACAGAGUCGCGAAAGCAUGAAAUAUCUCAGAACACAGAUCAUUAAUCUGCAUUCAACUAUGAAAAACUUAGAAAAGCAAUCGAAAGUGAAGUUGGAAGCUCAAGAUCAUAAACUGGAGGUAUGUCAACAGAUGGUGCAGGAAGCUGGCUCCCAAUGGUGCCAAACGAAAGAGAUGAUGGAAAUGGAAUUUGAUGAUGCAAAGUUAGUUGCAGCCCAGAAAACUGCUGAGGUCUCUUGCAUUCUUCCUAAGUUUGAGGAGGCUCAGGAUAUUAUAAAGGAAGCAGAUAAUAUGAUCAACAAGCUGAUGAUAUCUAAUAAAACAAUGAAGCUCGAAAUAAAAAGGUUGAAGAAACUGGAAGCCUCAUUAAUCAGUGAUAAGGAUAUGUUACUAAAUGAGGUUCAGAGCUUGCAGUCGAUCAAUUAUCUGAGCAGUCAACGAUUUGCAGAAGUUGAAGACUUGCUUACCUCGGAUAUAACGGAAACAAAGGCUCUGGUUGUAGAGCUGGAGGGUAUACUAGCAGGGAUCCAGGCUCAUUACAACGAAAAUUUCAUUCUUUUAGCCUCUGAUUUUCAGAGUGUGAAGUCUCUCCUUUCAAACUCCUCAAAGUUAAUCCGUUCAUCCGUCGAGGACAUCUGGUCUGAGAUAAUUGUGAAGGAUUGUGCAGUGUCAGUGCUACACCUCUGUCACAUGGGAAUUUUUCUGGAAACAGUGACUGGGCUGAAUGCAGAGAACGGUCUGCUUCAACAUGGAAUUUGUGAAUCAAGUACUUUAAUAGCUGAUCUGAGACAACACAACGUUAGGUCCCAAAGGGAGCUUGAGAUGUGUCAGAUUCUUAAGGGGAAAUUACUGGCAGACAUUAAGAACAGUUAUGAUCAUAUCUCAAGGAGAGAAGAGGAAGCUGGGAAGCUUAGUACAAAGCUCAACACUUUCGAGAAACAAAUAUCAGAACUUCAGUUUCAAGAGGAGUUAAUGCUACAGAGGUCUAAUUAUAUGGGAUCUCAGCUUGCUAUUCUAAUGAAAGAGUUGGACAGUAACUCCAAUUUUGGAGCAUCCCUUCUGAAGCAAGAGAAAUUUCUGAAAGGAAAAGAGGAGGCAUUUGAAUCUCAAGUUGAGUGUUUCAUGAUAGAGUGGUGCUCGAAAGACUUUGAGUCACUUAUCUUGGCAUCAGAGUUAGAAGUUAUGGCUAAGCACAAAGCUGAUAUGGAGAGAGAGCAUAUCACAUGUUGUGCGAUGCUCGAAGACUUCAAGAAAGAAGUAAUUUUUUCAAAGGUUGAUACACUACUGAAAGGACAGCUCUUACUGGAUGAGGAAGUUGAAGUUGCUUGUCUGCAAACGGAAGCACAAAAGGAGAGGCAGCAUCUAUUGUCACAGCUGAACCAAAGCAGUUUAAGGGUUGCACAAAUGAAUGAAGAAAAGAAGGCUCUUGAACAAGAAAUUAUGUUGCUAAAGAAUGUUUCUCUUUUAAAUGAUGCCUUGAAAGGUGAACUUGGUGAAGCUAAGCAAACAGAGAUGAAGCUUUUGUGCCAGGUUCAAGCUCUAGAAGCUGAAUACCAGAAACUACGGGAAGAUUUAAACACUAAGGAAAUGAAUUUAGAAAUUUCUGCCCAUCAGUUUUCUGUCCUUGAACAGGAAAACCAAAGGUUGCAAAAUGAUAUUCUCAUGUUGCAAACCUCAUCAGAUGGACUUCAAGAUGUGCUAGAGAAGAAAAAGGCAGAGCUGAGCAGAUUGAACUGCUUGGAGACGGAAAAUGAGUCGCUUAAAACUGAGAUAGAGAAGUUAAAUACAGAAAACAGCAUGGCUCUUAAACAUUUGGAGCAGAAGAAUUCUGAGUUUUCAUCUUCAUUAAGCCGUAUAAGUGUCUUCGAUAAAGAAAACUGCAGGUUGCAAGAUGAAAUAUUCUCUUUGGAGAUUCACAUUGUUAAUCUGGAGACUCAUCUAAGGGCGAAAAAUGCUGAACUGGAUGAACUCCUCACCAUUUCAAGUGCAAGAGCUAAAAGGUGUGUUGAUUCAGUGGAAACUUUGGAUUCAGCGAAUAACAGAUCAUGUAAUAUUAUAAAGGAAGAAGGUUUCAUGAUUGUGGACAAAAUGUCUCAAGAACUAUGUGAAACUGGAGAGAGAAUAUCUCAGUUCAUAGAACAGGUCGGCUGCUUAGAGUGUCAGGCUAAGGAGCUGGUGUCUGAAAAUUUCUCUCUUCGGGCUGAGUUACUGAGGAAGGAUGAUGUUCUUAAUGGCUUGUUAUUUGAUCUGAGUUUGUUGCAGGAAUCUGCAUCUAAUAAUAAGGAUCACCAAGAUGAAAUUGCGGAAAUGGAAUCUUCUUUGGAGGCUCUAGAGGAUGAGCUUUCAGCAAAAUCAUGUGAGCUCGAAGAGACCAUGGCUAAUAGCCAAAUGCUUGAAACUCAAUUGCAGGAGAAAAGAGAUAUAAUCUCCGCUCUUGAGCAGGGUUUAUUGGAAGAGCGCGAGUCUCUAAAAUUUCUGUCCCAUGAAAACCUGGAACUGAGAGCUCAAGUUGAAGAUGCUUUGGCCACGAGAACUUCUGUUGAGAAGGAGUUGACAGAGAAACAGAAGAUUACUGCGAGCUUGAAAAUGGAAGUCCUUGAAAUGAGUAAUGCUCUUGACCAAAUGAAUGACUCGAAUGAAUCCUUGAGGGACAAUUUGAAUGAACUCGCUAAUGAAAAGGAUCUUCUUCACACUGAGAUGCUUCAGUUGAAGGAAAAGUUUGAAGGAGAACUGGCACGAGCUGAUGAAAUUGAAGCAAUUGCUAAUGAAGCACAACAGAUAGCUGAAUUAAGAAAAAUCUAUGCUGACGACAAAGAGGCAGAGGUGAAGCUGUUAGAGAGGUCCGUUGAGGAGCUUGAACGUACUGUAGAUGUGCUGGAAAAUAAGGUUGAUAUUGUUAAGGGAGAGGCUGAACGACAACGAUUGUAUGGGGAAGAGCUUGAAUUGGAACUUCAUGCUGUAGAACACCAGAUGCAGAAUGUUGAAAAUGCUAAUGCUGACAUGAAAAGAUAUUUAGGUGAGAAAGAGAAAGCCCUUCAAGAAGCCCUACACAAUAUACAAAUACUUGAGAAGGAAUUAGCUGAGAAGGAUGCAGAGAUUGCCCAAUUUAAAGCACAUAUCUCUGAGCUGAAUUUGCAUGCAGAAGCACAGGCUUGUGAGUACAAACAGAAGUUUAAAGUAUUGGAAUCUAUGGCCGAACAAGUCAGACCUGAAAGCCAUUCAACUCAUGCCACAAGCUCUUCAUCAAACAAGUCAGAGAAACAUGCUGCAAAGCCUAGAGGCUCUGGUUCCCCAUUUAAAUGCAUUGGCUUGGGUAUGGCACAGCAGAUAAAAUCUGAGAAGGAUGAGGAUCUUACAGCUGCAAGGGUGCGCAUUGAAGAGCUUGAAUCCUUAGCGUUCAGUCGACAAAAAGAGAUAUUUGCUUUGAAUGCUAGAUUAGCUGCUGCUGAAAGCAUGACACAUGAUGUGAUUCGGGACUUACUGGGAGUCAAAUUGGAUAUGACUAGUUACGUGUCACUAUUGGAUAAUCAACAAGUGCAAAAAAUAACGGAGAAGGCUCGGCUUCAUAGUGUGGAAUCUCAAGAAAAGGAGCAAGAGGUAGCUAAGCUGAAAAAACAGCUGAGUGAAUUCAUUCAGGAAAGACAAGGGUGGCUAGAGGAAAUUGACCGAAAACAGGCUGAACUCAUAGCUGUGCAAAUUGCUUUGGAAAAACUUAAGCAGCGAGAUCAGUUACUUAAAACCGAAAAUGAAAUGCUGAAGGCGGAGAAUGUAAAUCAUAAAAUGAGGGUGAUGGAACUUGAAGGAGAAGUAGAUAAGCUGUCGGGUCAGCAAAACCUCCACCAGCGAAUUCAUCAUCAUGCAAAAAUCAAGGAAGAAAAUCACAAGUUAAAAGUACAAAAUGAAGAACUUAGCAAUAAGCUCCGUAGGACAGAAGUUAUUCUUUCACGUGUCAAGGAAGAGCUUGCUUGCUUUCGUGCUUCCUGUGGGAAGAACCCUUGUGUCAAUUUUGAUGAAGAGCAACGAUUGGGUGCAAAACUAAAGGAAACUGAGGAGGAGAAGUUGCAACUAGCACAGAAAUUGUUAGGCCUCUGUAGUAGCGUUUUGAAGGCUGCUGGAAUAACAAAGCAAUCGACACAUAUAAACCCGUCUGCUGCUGAAGAGGCGCUCGAGCAAAUCAAGAACAAGAUUACUUCAAUGGACAGAGAAUUGCAGGAUUUGAAGUUUAAGAACAAAAUAAGCAGUGAAAGAAUUCGAUUGUCGGAGCUCAUGCCGCAAACUUCACCAUUAAGCUCAAGGAAGGAUGAGAAUUCUCAAACUCCGAAAAGAACGUCCCAACAAGCUCCGUACUUUUCUGCUUUAGAUCGAUGACUGUGUUCUUCAUGUAAAGAAUCAGAGUCUGGUUAGCUUUCUGCUAACAAUUCUAUGACUACAAAAUUGCUGUACAUUGUUCUUUUGUGUUUGUAAAUAAAGCUGCUGUGAACAUAUGAGUUAAUAUACUGGAUAAUUUGUUCAUGUA